GCUAAAUUUAGUAGACACUACGCCUAAUUGACAACAUGGGCGGGUGCAUUUCCACGGAAGCGUUCGACCAUGCGGUGCUGGUGCCACACAAGCCGAUGGCGGUUCUGCACUCGAGGUUCGCAGCCCAGUGCCCUGUGACACUGCUCAUUAAGCAGAAAAUGUGGUCCUUCUCUGGAGACGACUUUACGAUCAAGGACAUCCACACGGGCACGCCGUACUUCAAAAUCAACGGGUCUGCAUUGUCCUUACGCCAGAAGAAGUCGCUUCUGGACUACAGUGGCGCCCAAGUGGCCUACAUGGAGGAGCCGCUCUUGUCCUGGACGCGGCGGCAGGAGGUGUACACCCCGCAGAAAGAAAAGUGGUUUGAGAUCAAGCCGCGAUUGACCAUGUUCUCCAAUGAACUGGACUGCGCCGCGGUGGACUCUGUCACAGGACAAACGCUCCACUUCGGCCUCCAAGGCGACUUUAUCGCACGCAAGUCGGUGAUCACCUGUGACGGUGUGCCAGUGGCCAAGAUCUGGAAGCCAAUCGAGUUCGUACGAACGCAGUAUCACGUGGAUAUUGCCCCUGGAGUGGAUAUGGCGUUGAUAGUCUUGCUAUGCGUCGCGUUAGACGAAGCCACGGAAAAGAGAUAGAACACUACUGGUACUGGUUACAUGACGGUGCCUUACGAUAUACUAAUACUACAACCGAAGACCUU
Molecule: messenger RNA, 700 nt
Organism: Aphanomyces astaci
Lineage: Eukaryota; Oomycota; Saprolegniomycetes; Saprolegniales; Verrucalvaceae
Exons: 1
Coding region: 36-635 (199 amino acids)
Source: RefSeq, a predicted model, not a curated record